AUGGUUCUGACAUCAACUCCAAGGACGUCGGUCACUUUGAUCGGAGCGGGUACGCAAGGAAGACGACUUGCGUUCAUGUGGUCGAGUAGAGGAAACGAUGUCCAUCUGGUCGACGGCCAGGAAGCCCAGCUUCAAGCCAGCAUCAAGGCCAUUGAGGAGUUUCGACAAAGUUCAAGCAACAGAAAUGCUUCUUGGGGUAGAAUCAUCACGCAUUCUCCCGAAAGCUUGCGCGAGGCUCUUCAGGCUGCUUGGCUAGUGGUCGAGGUUAGCAACUCUGAUAUCACAAAUGGCCAAAUGCUGACUGAAAAGUGUGUACCUGAGCAAAUCGAGCUCAAGACGAAGGUCAUCUCAGAGCUUGAUGCACUUGCUCCGCGAGAUACUAUCAUUGCGUCAAACUCGAGUAGUUAUUCCUGUUCGGAGAUAUUGAAGGGUCUUAACCUGAGAAAUGAGACGCGUUUUCUGAGCGCUCAUUCUUAUUGGCCACCUGAGACACCCGAAAUCGAGAUCAUGGGCCAUGAAACAACCAAUCCUUCAUACAUCACACUGAUGAUGGAGCAAUGCAAAGCCCACGGAUUCUCACCGUUUCAUGUGAAGUCACCCUCAAUGGGAUACAUCUACAACAGGAUAUGGGCAGCCAUCAAGAGAGAAGCCCUCCUAGCAGCCUCAGAAGGCGCUGCAACACCAGAAGAGAUCGACAAUAUUUUCAAAGGAGUAUUGAAAACACCCAAAGGGCCCUUUGAGCAGAUGGAUGUCGUUGGUUUAGAUGUUGUUCUGGAUAUCGAGCAGCAUUAUGCGGAUGCGAGAGGAAACAUCCCGAGUGCGCCGCGAGAAUAUCUUCAGAAGUUUUUGGAGGAAGGUAAUCUAGGCGUUAAGAGCGGGCGAGGAUUUUAUGAUUAUGGUAAAUCUUAG
Messenger RNA from Fusarium mangiferae, 909 nucleotides. RefSeq lists its product as uncharacterized. Gene Ontology annotation, biological process: fatty acid metabolic process. The transcript is spliced from 5 exons. The record is from RefSeq and is a predicted model, not a curated record. Gene Ontology annotation, molecular function: NAD+ binding; oxidoreductase activity, acting on the CH-OH group of donors, NAD or NADP as acceptor. The coding region runs from base 1 to 909 and encodes 302 amino acids. NCBI's taxonomy places the organism in Eukaryota, Fungi, Ascomycota, Sordariomycetes, Hypocreales, Nectriaceae.